Molecule: messenger RNA, 2451 nt
Organism: Salpingoeca rosetta
Lineage: Eukaryota; Choanoflagellata; Craspedida; Salpingoecidae
Exons: 2
Coding region: 118-2412 (764 amino acids)
Source: RefSeq, a predicted model, not a curated record
UGGUUGGUUGGCUGGUUGGUUGGUUGGCUGGUUGGUGUGGGAGAAGAAGGACAGCCAAAGUAAAAGACACACUUCACACCGACGUUCACUGUGUUUCACACACUGUGAGGGCGCCCAAUGUCGUCUCGAAAGAGGGCGAAGCAGCUUGGUGUUGGCGCCCGCGUCGUGGCGUCUGCCGUGGCUGCCUUUGGCGUAGCCCGCGCGUGCGAGGCGUUUGGGCCAGGCGCACACACAAGGUUGGUCAAGGGCACCAUCAAGGAGCAGACAGGACGAGGCAGGGGCCGGCGCUGGCGUGUUGUUUGGAGCACGGGCAGCGCAUCCACCGUGCCCACACGGUCACUGGAACUGGACACAGGACAAGCUGCUGCUCAUGGCACGGGCACGCAGCAUGGCACUGGCGCAGGGUUGACACCAGCGCAAGCAGCGAUACAGCCAGCGCAAGCAGACACGCAGGCACUGGAGCCAGCUGAGGCGAUAGAGGUUCCCGAGCCAAGCAACCAACCCGCACAGCAUCCACCACACUCAGGCUCACCGCAGCAGAGCCGCGCGCAUACACACGCUCACGAACCAGAUGAAGCAGAGGAGCCGGCGGCUGUGCUCGUGCAGCACGUGUGGUGGAAGCCCGCUCGCGCUGCGUCUUCGCUGCAACACGUACGUCGACCAACGCCCUCCUUCUCGCCGCCAACGCCCGCCUUGACGCUCCGGCCAGACAACUUGCUUGGCUUCUUCCUCGCUGCGUUUCCCAGCACCUUCCUGGACGCGCUCGUGAGCGCAACAUCAGCCAACCUCGCCGCCAAGGGCCAGCGUGUGACCACCACCGGGGAGAUGCUGCGUGUCUUUGGAGCGUUCGUGGGCGUGGCUCACCUCGGCCUUCCUCUCCACCAGUGCUGGGAUGACAGCUACCGUGAUUCCGACACCUUUGCUUGUCUCAGGUUCGAGCAGACGUUCGGGUUGUCGCGGUCUCGGUUUGAAGCAAUCCUCAGUUGUCUAGCCGUCGUCCCUGACGCUCCUGGUGAUGAUCCUGCACAACACCAACACCAACAUCAGGGGCAGCGGCUUCGCCCAAACCUUGCUGCUGUUGAGCCAGCGAUUGCGAUGUUCAACGCGUCUCGACGUGAGUUCCGAGCGGGCGGCACCCUCGUAUUACACGCGCACACGUCAGACACAUGUGCAUCCAUGGACGGUGUGGCCCAUGGAUGCAGUGCAGAGCGCGGCGCUGAGAUGGAGCUCAGGUCACUCGCGGACGGCGAAUCUGGUGUCGUGUUGUGGUUGGACGUCAGCGACUUUGAGGAUGGUGCUGCUGGUGACGAAGGGGAUGGGAGCAAUCCUGCUGCCAGCAACUGCGCGUGGAUGUUAGAUGCAGCUGAGGCGUACGCUGGUUCCGGUCGCAUGCUCGUUGGCGGGCCCGCCGUCGCAUCCGUCCAAGCCGCAUAUGAGCUGAAGAGGAGGGGCUUGCAGUUCAUUGGCAACGUGGAGACCAUGACACGGCAUUUCCCAAAGGAGUGGCUGGCACAUCACACGCCUGCGCCCAUGGGGAGCACCUUCACGGCAACAGCGGAUGUUGACCUGAGCAGCAUUGUGCACAGUGGUAGUGCUGCUAUAUCCCCCGUUUACAUCAUCGCCCAUGCGUGGCGCGCUGCUCGGGGUGUGAUGACGUUCGUCUCAACACGCAGCCCUGAUGCAACACAGCAUCGUCACGACAACAGCGACGACGCAAUCACACAGUCGCCGAUUGCACAUCUGUACUGCAGCAGCAGGCGCAAGGCUGCAAUGCACGGCGUCCUUUCUCAAGGUGCGCGGUUGCUAGCGGAAGCAUUCACGACCAACGCGCCCGCUCGUCACCUCCUCAUCACGCUCGUUGGCAUCUGCAUCACCGAUGCAUACCUCAUGCUUUGCCAUCGCUGGGGUGAGGAGCACACGCCCUUCUGGCGCUUUCGCCUCCUCCUGGCGAAGGACUUGGCCACCAACACUGCAGAUAAACCGACCAGCGCACCUGCACCCAGCGGCGUCCAGCCACAGCGACGACAACGGCAGCAACAGCAACCACGACGGCAACGGCAGCAACAUCAACAACAACCACACCCACAACCACAACACGAUCGCCAUCAGGCGCCACUGCGCGACCAGGGACAGCAGCAGCAGGCACAAAGCGUCGCCCCAGCAACAGCAGCAAGCAGCAGUCGCAAUGCGCCGCUGUCGGUGCACCUGCCCAUGCUGCUCCGACUGCACCCCUACUAUGCGGACGGGCAUGCGAAGGACACGCGACUGCGCUGCUGCAUCUGCGGCAAGAAGACCGGCUACUGUUGCCGCGAGUGUUCUCAAGGCACAGCCCUGAGCACCAUCGUUCCAGUCUGCCUGCCCACGCUCGCCAGCAGCUGCUUUGACGCCCACCUCCACUCUUCCUUGACGUGAUCUGUGCAACUACGAGUGUGUGUGUGUGUGUGUGUGUGU